Molecule: messenger RNA, 441 nt
Organism: Closterium sp. NIES-67
Lineage: Eukaryota; Viridiplantae; Streptophyta; Zygnematophyceae; Desmidiales; Closteriaceae
Source: the annotation of a GenBank genome assembly
AUAGCCCAACACUCCGACUUCUAGCAGUGUAAAAUCCGCACCACUCGGGACAUAGCGAACGGCAGACUUUAUCUAGACAAGGCAGUAAGAGUUUCCUGCACGCAAAACGGGUUUCGAAAGGGUCCUAGGAACAAGGCUUCCCGCGUGCCGCUGCCUACCACUUGCCGCGCCCCGUUCCAUCCAAGCCAGCUCCCCGCUUCCCGCGUUCCGCGCCACGCUCCCGCUCGUCGCUUACUACUCCCCGCGUUCCGCAUCUCGCGUCCUGCUCCCAGCUUCCCGCCCGCCUCAGCAUUGUGCUCUGUGAGGUACUUAGGGGUGGCGGCACAGGAUGUAACAAGGGUAGAUGCAAGGCACCUCAAAGUGGCGCCCACACUUGCAUAUACCAAUAGCUCAAUAUCUCAAACACUAUAUCCAUCCUUAGCUGUGGCAUGUUUUACUGUA